Messenger RNA from Jatropha curcas, 1191 nucleotides. RefSeq lists its product as uncharacterized. Gene Ontology annotation, molecular function: nucleic acid binding; RNA-DNA hybrid ribonuclease activity. NCBI's taxonomy places the organism in Eukaryota, Viridiplantae, Streptophyta, Magnoliopsida, Malpighiales, Euphorbiaceae. The record is from RefSeq and is a predicted model, not a curated record.
AUGGCGCUGACGGUGGCGGCCGUGGCAGUGAUGGCGGUGGUGGUGGUGGAGACCGUGAAAUAUGAAUACUCAGUAGGUAGAGGGGGAUUUGAUAAUGAAAUGAUGAUGGUGGGUAAUGUCAAUGGUGUUGCAAAGGUGGCUGGUGGUAGCUUUGUGUGGAUGGUGUCGAUGGUUCUAAUGGUGGUGAGUGGUGGUAGCUUGGUGUGGCGAGUGGGUAAUGGUGCCUCUAUAAAUGUAUGUGCCUCUAUAAAUGUAUGGACUGGACCGUGGAUUUCUGUGGAUAGUGCGUUUUAUAUUAGUUCUGAUGCUGUGCGGGGUUUUGAAGAUCUUCGGGUGUCAAGGUUGUGUAGUGUGGAUAACUUGAGUUGGGAUGUGGACUUGGUUACUGGCUUAUUUUCCCCUCUGAUUGCUGCUCGUAUUUUAGCUAUGACGAUGCACAUUCCUGCUUUAGAGCUUCCAGAUGAGUUGUGGUCUAAGCUUUGGGGGCUGAAGGUCCAACCUAAGGUGCUUCACUUUCUGUGGCGUGCAUGUAGGAACAUUCUACCUGUGAAGGAAGUUCUGAUUUCCAGAGCUAUUAUUUCAGAGGGCGUUUGUCCUGCUUGUGGUGGUCAGGAGUCGAUCCUCCAUGCUAUUGUUACCUACCCUUCUGUUCAUGCUCACUGGACUUUUGUAGGUUUUUCAUUUACUAAUGCGCCUUUGAUUGGUUUCAGGGAGCUGCUUUGGUGUGUGUUGAAUUCUUUAGCUAGGGAUCGGUGCUUUCGCAUCGGCAAUGGCUCUCUGCCCGCCCAGCAGCGCUUCCGUCAAUCUGCUGCCCCUGCAGCUGUCCCUCAGGUUUGUUGGACUGCUCAUUUGGUUGGAAGAUGGAAGUGUAAUGUGGAUGCUGCUGUUAGGAAAGAUUUGGGACGCACAAAGUUUGGAGCUCUAGUUCGCGAUCAUUCUGGGGAGUUUGUGAUGGGAUGCUUCUGUCAUUCUUCUGGGGUCUAUGCCUUGCGAGUUGUUGAAGAUAUUGCUGUCUGUGAGGUCCUGUCUUAUUUGCGUGAUAAUCAGUUACAUGGCAUCCAAGUGGAAACGGAUUGCUUGCAGCCAGUUAAUGCUAUUUUAGAUUGUACUGAAGAUUUUUCUGAUUGGAGCUUAAUCAUUCAUGAUAUAAAGAUCCUUUUUCAACAGCGUGAUAAUGUGUGUAUAGCUUGA